Molecule: messenger RNA, 1538 nt
Organism: Seriola dumerili (greater amberjack)
Lineage: Eukaryota; Metazoa; Chordata; Actinopteri; Carangiformes; Carangidae
Gene: coq3
Product: coenzyme Q3, methyltransferase
Exons: 6
Coding region: 55-1092 (345 amino acids)
Biological process (GO): ubiquinone biosynthetic process
Molecular function (GO): 2-methoxy-6-polyprenyl-1,4-benzoquinol methyltransferase activity
Source: RefSeq, a predicted model, not a curated record
CGUUACGUAGUGCAUUGUACAAAUUCUCAGUAUCUAGCUGCAAAACGUUGUGACAUGUACUCAAAUAAGUUUAGCCGUCUCGUGUUAGGACUUUACGGCCGUAAACGGAGCUCUGUUUGCGGGGCGGUACAGAGCGCUGCCGGCCGGAGCGGAUUCAGCUGGACGGCGGUGUGUAAACAGCGGUCACUGAGGCUGCAGAGGAGCAGCUGUCCGGAGGUGCAGCAUCACGCCCUGUCCUCUCAAAUCAGUACUAGGUCAGCCUCCCAAACCACAGUGGACCCGGAUGAGGUGAGAAGAUUCCAAUCACUGGCCAGCAAGUGGUGGGAUGAACAGGGAGAAUUUGCAGCUCUUCAUGCUAUGAAUGACCUGAGGGUGCCUUUUAUACGGGAUAAUCUGCUGAAUGUGCACAGAGCGCGGCAUCCUGGGAAACCACUGGCAGGACUCAGAAUACUGGAUGUCGGCUGUGGAGGAGGCCUGCUCACAGAGCCCCUCGGUCGCCUGGGGGCUAAUGUGUUGGGUAUAGAUCCAGUAGAGGACAGCAUCUGCACCGCCCAGCUGCAUGCGUCCUAUGACCCGGACCUUCGUGACUGUGUCUCCUACCAGGCCUGCACCUUGGAGGAGCUCUCAGCAGAAGGCGAGGAGGAGCAAGGAGCAGGCCAUUUUGACGCUGUUGUGGCAUCAGAGGUGGUGGAACAUCUGGCCGACCUGGAAACAUUCGCCUUCUGCUGCAGCCACGUGGUGAAGCCAGGGGGCUCACUCUUCAUCACUACUAUUAAUAAAACCAACCUGUCAUACGCACUGGGUAUUGUUGUAGCCGAGCAGUUGCUGCGUAUCGUUCCCAGUGGGACGCACGACUGGGAAAAGUUCAUCAGCCCAGUGGAGCUGGAGCGCCUCCUGGAGUCCAAUGGUUUCUCAGUGCAGUCUGUACAAGGAAUGCUGUACAACCCAGUAUCAGGAGCCUGGAGCUGGACAAACAGCACGGCCAUCAACUACGCCCUCCACGCUGUCAAACUGAGAGACGAUCCCCAGCCGGAUCAAGCUGAGGAAAGCAGCCCCCACCCAGAGGACCACACUGCAGCUACUCACAGCUGAGCCACAAGACUGGAGAACAAAUCAGAAAAUGAGAGAAAAAAAAAAAAAUCAGAUGUGUGGAGUUGUAACUUCACAGAGGCCAGAGGCUGGGAUGCAGCACGUGACGGCGGUUAUUAAAGGAACGGGACAAACAGCCCUGAGAUAGAAUUAAAGAUGUGCUGCAGUUGCUGGUUUGCACUCAGAGUAAAAUUGUGUGAUGCUUUUAGUUUCCAGUCAGCCUUUGCCUUACUCUGAGCCGGUGUUACAAAUGGUUUUAUAGAGUUUAAUGAGCUGUGCAAGGCAACUGUGCAUCUUCUUAUUAUGUAAUUCAGUAGCAGAGCUGUGUAACAAUCUAUUAUAGCAACAUCAAUCAUUUGCAGUGUGUCUACUGUACUGAACCAGCGUGGUGUUUUAGGUUGAAUAUUUUGUGAUUUGCCAUAUCUUCUAUUAAAAUUAUCUCGAGUGAA